Suncus etruscus (white-toothed pygmy shrew) is the source of this 804-nucleotide messenger RNA. Its product is annotated as patatin-like phospholipase domain-containing protein 4. The transcript is spliced from 5 exons. The record is from RefSeq and is a predicted model, not a curated record. Gene Ontology annotation, cellular component: lipid droplet; cytoplasm; membrane. Gene Ontology annotation, biological process: triglyceride catabolic process; lipid homeostasis. NCBI's taxonomy places the organism in Eukaryota, Metazoa, Chordata, Mammalia, Eulipotyphla, Soricidae. Gene Ontology annotation, molecular function: retinyl-palmitate esterase activity; triacylglycerol lipase activity. The coding region runs from base 1 to 762 and encodes 253 amino acids.
AUGAAGCACAUCAACUUGUCCUUCUCGGCCUGCGGGUUCCUGGGCAUCUACCACUUGGGGGCCGCGUCCGCCCUGCGCAGACAUGGCCAGACGCUACUGAAGGACGUGAAGGCCUUUGCGGGUGCCUCGGCCGGCUCCCUGGUAGCCACGGUCCUGCUGACGGCGCCCCACAAGAUCGAGGAGUGUAAAGACUUCACCUACCGGUUCGCCCAAGAAAUCCGGGCACACACUUUUGGGGCGCUCACGCCCGGCUUCGACUUCAUGGGCCGCCUCAGGAGCGGGGUGCAGGCCAUCCUGCCCCCCGACGCCCACCAGCUGGCCCACCGGCGCCUCCACGUCUCCAUCACUAACAGCAGGACCCGGAGCAACUACCUGGUGUCCAGUUUCUCUUCCCGCGACGACCUCAUCAAGGUCCUGCUGGCCAGUAGCUUCGUGCCCGUCUACGCAGGGCUGAAGCCUGUGGAGUACAAAGGCCAGACUUGGGUGGACGGCGGCCUCACCGACAGCCUCCCCGUCCUGCCCGUGGGGCGCACGGUCACCGUGUCCCCCUUCUGUGGCCGCCCCGACAUCUCGCCGCAGGACGCAGGGCGGCCCGGCCGCUACAUCAGUGUCUCCAACCAGGACUUGGCGCUCUCCAUGGCCAACCUGCUGAGAUUCAACCAAGCCCUGUUCCCGCCGAGCCAGGCGGCCAUGCGAGCUCUGCACCAGCGUGGGUUCGAGGACACCGUCCGCUUCCUGCAGCGCGAAAACUGGUUUGAAUGAGGGGGGGGGGGGCAGUAAAGCCCCUUCUUGAGCGAAUGUCUC